GUCUGUCAUUCACAGCGGGGUUCUUCACAGCAUACGCAGUGUUAAUGCUGGUGGUGGCGUUGCCCCUCUGUGUUCUCGAGCAAAUUCUAGCACAGUUUUCCUCCCUCGGCGUCAUCACCAUCUUCCGGUGCCUCCCUCUCCUCACAGGUGUAGGCGUGGGAAUGGUGGCGUGGUGCGUGGUAAUGAUGUUGUACAGUAGCACGGUGUUAACAUGGGCUGUGCACUACACUUUCGACUGCUUGAGUCAGAAGGUACCUUGGGCCACAUGUCCCCCAGGACACCCCGAGUGCCUCUCCAACAUCCUUGACCCAUCUCUCAACAGCACGGGACUCUACAUACCCAGUGACUACUACUUCUUGUACGUGGUGCUGGCCAGUCAGAAGUUCCCCCCAAAAUUCGUAGAAGCUAUCGUUAUUAGCUAUCGCAGGGCAAACUGACAAUCCUUACGAGAAUUCUUCUCCGACUUUCCUUGGGAUGAAU
Homarus americanus (American lobster) is the source of this 480-nucleotide messenger RNA. Its product is annotated as sodium- and chloride-dependent neutral and basic amino acid transporter B(0+)-like. The transcript has 2 exons. The coding region runs from base 45 to 437 and encodes 130 amino acids. The record is from RefSeq and is a predicted model, not a curated record. Gene Ontology annotation, biological process: sodium ion transmembrane transport. Gene Ontology annotation, cellular component: membrane. Lineage: Eukaryota; Metazoa; Arthropoda; Malacostraca; Decapoda; Nephropidae.